AUGCUCCAAGCAUGUGGCCAGCAGCAGGUAUACGUAUAUCGAGUGAUAAGAACGGUCAACUUUCGAGGCGAGCGAAACCGGAUGUGUGUAACACAAGCGGCUCCCCCCUGUUACUUGUGCGCGAAUUUAUUUUCCUUUCCUUUCGGGCUUGUUAGCCGACGAUCGAUAUCUGUUUUCUAUAUGUUUCUCUAUAUGCGAGAGAAACGUGUGCCGACGGAAAGAGUAAAGAGCGUUGCGUUGGAUGUUGAUAUCAGUGUGGCGUGAUGCGAGGGAUUUAACCUUAAUAACGAUAACGAUUUUGUUGCCUUUCUUUCUCUUUUCUUUUCCUUUUAUCAUUAUUCUUUUCAUCGACUUCUCUGAAUAUUCCGUGCAAAUUUUUCAGAGAUCAGAAUCAUAUUUUUUUUUCCUCUGUCGUUUUUACGUCUGAUGGUCAGCAUAGGGAUUUUGUUUUUUUUUUUUUUUCUGUGAUCACUGUGGUAUAAUCAGGUAUAUGGUGAUGUUGCUUUAUAAUAUUAUGAAAGAAUAGUACCAAUCGAAUGUUUUUAGGAAGGUAAUGUAUUUAUUUUGGUGAAUGUUUGAUUGAUCUUAUACAAUUAAGUUAUAAUUAGAUUAUAACCUAAUCAGUAUGUAAUUAUAACCUAGUUGGGUUAUAAUUGUGUUAUGAUAUAAUUCUAACCUAAUCAGUAUAUAAUUAUAACCUAAUUAGGUUAUAAUUUUAUUAUGAUAUAAUUGUAACCUAAUCAGUAUAUAAUUAUAACCUAAUUAGGUUAUAAUUGUAUUAUGACAUAAUGUUUGAUUGUUUUGCACAAUUAAGUCAUAAUUGUAUAAGAGUUGGACAUUUGAAUUUAAAUGUUUGAAUUUGUCUUUGAGUUUGAAUUUGAAUAUUUGAAUUUGAAUUAUAAAUACUUGAAUCUGAAUAUUUGAAUUUAAGGAUUUGAAUUUGAAUUAUAAAUACUUGAAUUUGAAUACUAGAAAUUUAAAUUUGAACAUUAGGAUUCGAAUUUGACUUUGAAUUUGGAUAUUUGAUUUUGAAUUUGAAUUGAAAUAUUUGAUUUCAAGUUUGAACGUUAGGAUUUGAAUGUUCGAAUUUGACCCUGAAUUUGGAUGUUUGAAUUUGACUUUGAACUUUUUUCUCAUUGAUUAGAUUCGAAUACUCGAGUAUUCGCUCGAUCGAAUGGUUUCUAUUCAAUUGGUGGAAAGGGAUUCAGUUGGACUUGGUUGCAAAGACGACGACUGGUUGCGACCGUGGCGGCGCGGAAGUGCGCCAAGUCGGAACUCGAGAAUCCGGCGUCGAAUUAAUCAAUUCCUGCCACGGAACGAAACGAGCCGCACGAUAUUUUCGUAACGAGCUAAUUGCGCAAGUUAAUUCGUUAGGUUCAAGCGUGAAUCACCCUGUAUAUAUCUAUGAAACAGAAGCUGCCACGACUAUCGAUUUGAUUCUCAUUGGCCGUUUCUUCAGAGACGAUCGAACCCUGAACGAGGCAGUGAAGAGGAGAAAUCCACGUGUCGACACGGUUUGACGCGAUCGUAUGAUCAAUUGACAUCUCUCUGCAUUCAACGGUUCAACGAACCUGCUUCUGGUAAGGUCAGGGCCGUUCACAGCCGCGAGCUCGCUUGAAACGUUGUCAUUCUCGCGUUGUCUAGAUUGGCCAGCACUAUAUGGUAUAAUAUAUUAUACCAUAUACUAUAUAUAUUAGUACUAUAGCCAGUACUAUAUGGUACAAUAUAUUAUACCAUAUACUAUAUAUAUUAGUACUAUAGCCAAUAUAAUAUAUUAUACCAUAUAGUAUACUAUUUAUAUAUAGUAUACUAAUAUAUAUAGUAUAUGGUGUAAUAUAUAUACUAUAUAUAUUAGUACUAUAGCCAGUACUAUAUGGUACAAUAUAUUAUACCAUAUACUAUAUAUAUUAGUACUAUAGCUAAUACUAUAGGAACAAAAAGAUACAGUAAAUUUCAUUCGAUAAUAAAUUAAAUUUACUAAUUUAGAAUCUCCAAUUAUUCUUGUUACAAUGUAUAAAAUUAUGAAAGUAAUCUAAUUUAACCUAUAAUUAUAAAAAUGCCUAACCUAUGAUUAUAAUAUAUAUAUUAUAUAUAUUAGUACUAAAUCUAACCUAUGA
Heterotrigona itama is the source of this 2117-nucleotide messenger RNA. Lineage: Eukaryota; Metazoa; Arthropoda; Insecta; Hymenoptera; Apidae. The record is from the annotation of a GenBank genome assembly.